AUCAGACACUUUAAUCAAAUUUUAAAGAGAAAUCGUGUUAAUAAAUGUGAACAGUGAUCAACUUUUGGGAAGAAGGCAUGUGCCUUGAUCAACAGUGAGAGCCAGGUAUUCACAUAGUCACACGCUUACUAAUGUAUGUAUUGUGUACCCAUUGAGGCUUAGAGACUAUAAAAGCAACCGCGUGCCACUGUGUACUUCAGUAUACACUGUGACUCUACUCAGUGAACACAGAAUAGAAAGAACACAGAGCACAGUCAAUGAAAUAGCGUAAGCUCACAUCAUAUAGAUCACACAAAUUAUUUAUUUCUAUCAUCGAUCUACUCUACAUCUUUAUAAGGCAGCGUACUACAUUGACGUAUAAUAAAAACGGGAUAUUACAUUAUAGAGGAAAGUACUUAGACGUAUAACUCAUGCCAAUAUGAACUAGGAAGAGCAUUUUGGACUCGAUUCAGGAAUAAAAACACUCAGCUACGGGCACAGUAUCAGUUUUCAGAAAAACCAAACAGUAUAAGGCACUAUAUUAAGCCAACAUGGAGUUGACAUAUAUUAUGAUACAACUCUACACAAUGUCGCUGACAUUAAUACAGAUGAUGAGCCCAACAGCGGCCCAGAAGACAUCAAACUUUCUAGACAAGGACUUCAAAGAGACAUUUAACUGUAAGCGCCAUAUGGGUCACCAGAUACAUCGAUGUAUGAUUGAUUUCCUGGAUUCACUGAACAUGUACCAAAAUGAGAAGACGACAGACUUCCAGCGAUAUCUUCUAAGAGCUAGACUCUGCAGGGAAUACGAAAUGUCACUGAUGUGUCUCCAUACGCUGAUAUCAAGUUGUCAAUCAAACAUCAAGACACAUCUCCCAAAAAUACAGCAUAAACUCGGUAAAGUCCGCCCAUAUAUGGAUAACGAAUGCCACCAUCAUCUUUUCUCGAAAGAAAAAACUCGUCACCAUGACAAACCAGCACCAGAUGGUGCUGACGACAAACCAAUCAAGAUCCCAGAACUAGAUUUUGAGAAUUCACCAUCAGCAGAUGGCAUUCGACGCAAAUAUCCAAGAAGAUAUGACACCACAACAUUGUUCCCACCAAUUCCACAACAACCGAGGUUAGAGGGUUUUGAAGACUCGACAAUGAAACCUAAUGUACAAAUCACAAAUCACCAAAAAGUACAUAUACAUAAACUAGACUUGAAACAUAUCGAUGAAAAUCGCCGAAAGAAUAUCAAAUAUGGAAAAUUGGGCGAACAAAAUCUAUUGCAGCUUAUACUACAAAGUACUACAGAUAAAAAUGCCACCCCCUCAAUAAACUCAUUUUCAAAUUGGGUACCGAUACAAAAAGAGGGAGAAUCACAAAGUGCUGAAGAUGUCAGCAAUGUUGACUAUGACUAUAACAAUGAAGAAAAGGACAAUAGAAACAAUAACGAGAUUAGAAACAAGCCAGUAGAACCGAUCAAAUAUCACGAUGGAAAAUUAAUUCUCAACCAUAAAUUUUUACAUCAUUAUUUUUCAUCCGCAGCAAAGACAAAUUCAUAUCAUCAACUGAUAUUCUCAUUAGUUUUAGCCAUAGCAAUCAGUGUAGUUUUCAUAUCAUAAACCAUAAAGGAAAAAAACAGAAUUAAUUUAAAUAAUCAAAGUGUCAAACAUCAAAGCCAAUGCAAUAUGUAAAUAAAUGUAAAAUAAGAUGUAUAUUUAUGUACAAAGAACCUAUCUGUGAUUCGUGUAUUAUUUAUUUUGCCACAUAUUCUGUAUAUAAUUUAGCAUCAGUUCAAUGUGAUCUCAAUAACAUAAUAUUUCCAAUCUACCCAUGAAUGAAAUGUGAGUUUGGUCCCACUUUUUCUUGCAAAAAGAUCAAAAUGGAGGGAUUUCAAACAAAUAAUAAAAAAUAUUGGGAUGUGCUCUAAACUAUAUGCAAGAUCAAGAAGGAAAACUUUAAAUGAUUAGCGAAAAUAUAUGAACCAGGUGUGAGUAGAUUGACAUUUCAAAUAUGGGAGGACAUUGUAAAAAAUGCGCAUUUUAAAUAAGAUAUUAUAAUGUUAGAUGUGGCAACUCAUUUUUGGAACAGUUUUAAAAAACUCAAGGACAGUGGGCCCCUCAGUAGUUUCAAGUCAUAAUUUAGUGACGUCUAUUUUAAUGACCGUAUACACAGAGCAAAACAGAGUAACAAGAAAUUCAAUUCAAUAAGGGCAACCUCUUCAAUUCUUUUAUAUGGGGUAAUUACCCAAGUGAAUGUUUUCUUAAAUCUGUGGACAAGACUGUACAAGAGACUGUACGAGAGACUCUUCAUAUAAACUUUUUUAUAGACAGAUAUAGUGCUGAAAAUUCUUUUCAAUUUUGGAAAUGUAGCUUGGAAAUGUAGCUUCAUAGAUCAAUGUGUUUAAGAGCCUAUAAAAUAUUCCAUACUUUUUAAUGUUGAAUAUGUUUUAAAUCAGUAAUUUGACUAAAGGGACUUGUUUAUCAAAAUUAUCAUUUAUUACUAAACAUUGAUGUAUUUUAAUAACAGCCCUUGUAUUUAGCUUUUAAUUAUCUGUGUUUAAUGCGAAGGUAGCUGUAUGUUUGUUUUUUCUACACAAUGCACCUAGUUAUAAACUGAGAGAUACCACACCAUGUGCUUCAUUGUAAAUAAAAUGCCAUUUUUAUAAAAAA
Molecule: messenger RNA, 2636 nt
Organism: Owenia fusiformis
Lineage: Eukaryota; Metazoa; Annelida; Polychaeta; Sabellida; Oweniidae
Source: the annotation of a GenBank genome assembly